This is a messenger RNA of Malaya genurostris, 1225 nucleotides long. Its product is annotated as trypsin 3A1-like. Lineage: Eukaryota; Metazoa; Arthropoda; Insecta; Diptera; Culicidae. Bases 183 to 1046 code for a protein of 287 amino acids. Gene Ontology annotation, molecular function: serine-type endopeptidase activity. The transcript has 5 exons. The record is from RefSeq and is a predicted model, not a curated record. Gene Ontology annotation, biological process: proteolysis.
AACAAUACUGUCACACUCUUGUCUCGUCUGCAACGGGACGGGACCACAAUUUUUGGUGAACAAUCCACACAUAUAUUUCACGAUCGUUUGCCGCAGUUGCAGCAAGUGUUGACACGCGCGUCGUAUUUUUCAAAUUGAUUCUAACGUGAUCGGAAGUUUUCUAGUGGAAUUUCGUCUACAGGAUGCAGCUACCUUUGGCAAUCGGUUUGAUAUGGCUUGCCCGGAUGUCACUGGCGCUUCCAGUGAAUGGCAACAGGACCUGCAACUGUGUCUGCGGAUUAAACGGUCGUACAAACCGAAUCGUCGGAGGCGUUGAAACUGCAGCCCACGAAUAUCCCUGGUUGGCUGGCUUGUUUCGGCAAGGAAAACUCUACUGCGGAGCUUCGGUGCUAACGAAAAACUAUCUCAUUACGGCCGCCCAUUGCGUCAACGCUUUCGAGCCUAGUGAAAUCAGGGUAUAUUUAGGUGGGCACAACAUUGCCAAAGACUACACGGAGCUCCGGCGGGUCAAGCGAAUCAUCGACCACGAAAAUUUCGAUAUCUUCACAUUCAACAACGAUAUCGCACUGCUGGAGCUGGAUAAACCGUUGCGCUACGGUCCCACAAUUCAACCGGCCUGCCUUCCGGAUGGAAGUGAACGUGACUUGAGCGGAUCGCUUGGAAUUGUUGCCGGCUGGGGACGAAUUGAGGAAAAGCAACCGCCAUCGAAGACUCUACGUUCGGUUGUGGUUCCAAUUUGGUCUCAGCAACAGUGCCUGGAGGCCGGUUAUGGGAGUAAAAAAAUCUCCGAUAAUAUGAUGUGUGCCGGGUAUCACGAUGGCAAAAAAGAUGCAUGCCAGGGUGACAGCGGUGGUCCGAUGCACAAAAUGGGUAACGCUGGGAGCAUGGAGGUAAUCGGAGUUGUGUCUUGGGGUCGAGGCUGUGCUAGACCGAACCUUCCCGGUAUUUAUACACGCAUCGUAAACUACUUGCCCUGGAUCGAGGAAAAAUUGGCCGGAGAAUGUUUGUGUGUACCCAAAGAUGUCGCCGCCAGGAGGAUGGAGUAAUGGUUGAAGUGUUCCUACGAGGCAAAUGACCUCGUCGAAGUUAUUUAUUUAUUUAUUCUAGUCAACAGUAAGUCUAUCAUUUAGGCUUGUAAAGUGUACCGUCUAUGUAGGAGCUAGUUUUGUUGCCAAAAAUUUUUGAUUUUAUGCCAAGUCGUUUGAAAUACAUGAUUGAAAAAGUA